GAGGGUUGUACAGACACGCAUCUAAAAGUUCCUAUUUUCCCAUCAUAUAUAUUGCCAACAUGGGGAACUCUCAACCUAAAAAAGAGUCAGUGCAUGUGGAAGAGUUGACAGCCAUGAAUUCUACAGGUGAUCCCGAGAAAGGCGAAUACGAGAGACGCUGGGAGUAUGGAAAGACUCUGGAGGACGAACAUCCUGGAGGUAGUCUCUCCAAAGAAGAAUUGCUUCGAGUUGGAGAUACCAAGGCAUGGAACGCGUUUCGCACGUUUUUAUCGGUUUUAUUCUGGAUAUGUCUGAUCACUAUGCUAGGAGUGGCUAUAUACAUCAUUGUAUCAACCCCCCGGUGUCCACCAGCAGAAUGGUUCCAUAAAAACAAUGUUCAUCAAGUUUACCCGCGUUCAUUUCAAGACUCAGACGGCGACGGAAUCGGCGAUUUGUUGGGUAUCAACUCGCGACUGGACCAUUUGGUGAAUAUCAGCACACACUCCUUACUGCUAAACAAUAUCUUCCAAUCCGAUGAUAGUGGGUUGAUCUCUGGUAUCACUGAUUUCAAAGACAUCGACCGAAACCUUGGAACUAUUGACGAUUUUACCAAACUGGUGGAUAAUGCAAACGCAAAAGGCAUCAAAAUUAUCUUGGAUUUUAUUCCAAAUCAUUCAAGUGACGUCCACCCAUGGUUUUUAGAGAGUAGAAACGACAAAGAAAACGAAUUCAGCGACUUUUACGUGUGGGCUGACGGCAAUAAAACAGAUCCACCAAAUAACUGGUUAAACGUACACGGUGACUCAGCGUGGACCUAUGAACACCUAAGGGAUCAAUGGUACUACCAUACAUAUACAGAUAAACAACCCGAUCUGAAUUUCAGAAAUGAAGAAGUCAGAGAAGCAAUGCAGAAUAUUCUGACCCAUUGGUUGAAGAUCGGUGUUGAUGGUUUCAUGGUCAGGGACGUUUCGUAUCUGUACGAGGCUGAAGAACGUCUGAAUGAACCCGUAAACUUCGAGUAUGAUGGUGAAACCGAACCGUAUAACCAACUAAUACACUCCAAGACUUUAAACCAGCCAGAAAACUACAAAUUGAUCGCUGAGUGGAAGAAAACUGUCCGAGGGUUUAACACUCUUGGGAAGAUAAGAACAAUGUCAGUGGAACCACGUGGCAGUCUGGAGGCCACAAUGGGUUAUUACAACGACGAUAUGGAAAAUGGUGCCGAUACACUGUAUAACUUCCAACUAUUGGACCACCUUGAAGAAGACCUUACUGGCUUCAAUAUUGAAACACUCGUAAAAGAAUGGCUUAUUGCUAAAAAUAAUACUGGCUACAACGAUAGGUGGUAUACCUGGGUGAUUGGAGAUCUCAACAACAAAAGGGUUGCUAGUCGCUAUGGUAACCAGUAUGUGAAUACUCUAAAUGCAUUGGUGUUUUUAUUGCCCGGAGUGCCCAUUAAUUAUUAUGGAGAAGAGAUAGGUAUGGAAAGUCUCGAUGACGACAACGACGUAUUAAAAUUGGAAUUAGAUAACCAAGUAGCCAGAAAUGGGAGUAUGAGAAAAAGAGAAGCAGAUGUCAGCGAUGAUGACAGUAAGGGGCAAGGAAAUAACACUGUCCCGUCAACUACAGUAUCUAACGCCGGUCCAGUGCAGUCGAGUACUGAUCGCGAUAUCCAGGUGACGACGACCCCAGCCGAUGACGUGGCACCAGUAAGUUCAAAGGUCACGAAGAUACCAGUACAAGCGAAGUACGUGAAACCAGUGCAAUCGAAUGUAGAAGCCAAUUUGAGUCCAAUGCAAUGGGAUGAUAGCACCAAUGGUGGAUUUUCGAAUUCCUCUGAACUUAUCGUACCGGUGCACUCGAACUACAAGCAGAUUAAUGUGGCGGCUCAACUUGGCAUGGAGACGUCUACUAUGGCCCUCUUCAAACAAAUAUCAAAUUUGCGACGAUGGGAAGUGUCGCUGUUAGCAGGAGAUAUUAGUAGUGUCCUCGUAACCGAAGACAUAUACUCCUUUAUUAGGCAAUACGAAGAGUGGGCACCUUAUUUUGUCUCCCUCAACGUUGGAGACGAAACUAUCACCGCAGAUUACAAUGCGCUGGACACACGAUUACCAACUGAAGGCACACUAGUGUUCACAACAGACACAGAAAGAGAGGGGACCAUAGUUAAUUUCAAGCAAUUAACAGUUAGCGCUGGCGAAGCGAUCGUUGUUCAAUUUUAGUGUAUUUUCUAUGUUGUAUGUGUAUUAGAUGCGUCAGCUACAAUUGUUGAUUUGAAAUAAAAUUGAUUCUGAGUGCCCUAGA
Molecule: messenger RNA, 2283 nt
Organism: Saccoglossus kowalevskii
Lineage: Eukaryota; Metazoa; Hemichordata; Enteropneusta; Harrimaniidae
Product: salivary alpha-glucosidase-like
Biological process (GO): carbohydrate metabolic process
Source: RefSeq, a predicted model, not a curated record